This is a messenger RNA of Trichoderma reesei QM6a, 1222 nucleotides long. RefSeq lists its product as uncharacterized. Lineage: Eukaryota; Fungi; Ascomycota; Sordariomycetes; Hypocreales; Hypocreaceae. The record is from RefSeq and is a predicted model, not a curated record. Gene Ontology annotation, molecular function: oxidoreductase activity; zinc ion binding. The coding region runs from base 1 to 1068 and encodes 355 amino acids. The transcript is spliced from 7 exons.
AUGUCUCUCCCACAAAGCAUGAAGGCCGUCGUCUUCGAUGGACCCCGCAGUAUCUCUGUUCAAGAUCGGCCAGUUCCCCAGAUCAGGGACGAUGAAGAUAUCAUUGUCAAAGUGAGCGCCACUGCUCUCUGUGGCUCCGAGCUGCAUGUUUACCGCGGUCACCAGCCAUCGGAAACUGGAUUCAUCAUGGGACACGAGUUCACUGGCACCGUGGUAGCUGCAGGCCCGGCGGUCAAGUCAGUAGCAGUUGGUGACAAGGUGGUAGCACCUUUUACAGCAUCGUGCGGCAAGUGCUUUUUCUGUAGAAAUGAAGCCACUGCACGCUGUGAGAAGUCCAUGCUUUUUGGAUCGACCAAGCUGGAUGGUGGCCAGGCCGAAUACGUCCGCGUCCCAAUGGCCGAUGGCACAGUCUCGAAAGCCCCCCCCUCAAUCUCAGAUGAGGCACUCAUUCUCAUGGCGGACAUCUUUCCAACCGGUUUCUUUGGUGUCAAGUCGGCAAUCAGCCUUGCGCCGCCCACACUCAGCGUUCAGGAGUCCACCAUGGUCGUUAUUGGAUGCGGUCCCGUUGGCUUGUGUGCGAUCGUUGCGGCCGCUGAGUUGAAGCCCAAGCAUCUAUUUGCCAUUGACAGCGUCGACAGCAGACUCAGACAGGCGCAGCAGCUUGGUGCCGAACCUCUAAACUUUGCCAAAGACAAGGAGGGAAUGCUGGCGAGAAUCCUGGAAGCUACGCAUGGGAGAGGCGCAGACUUGGUCGUUGAGGUCGUGGGACUUUCACCGGCCUUAAGGACGGCUUUUGAUACUGUGAGGCCAUUUGGGGUGAUUAGUAGCAUCGGCGUUCACAAUGCAGAGAUUCCAUGGUCUGGAAGCGAGGCUUAUGGCAAGAACCUUCGCCUACAAAUGGGCCGAUGUCCGGUCCGUAGCAUCUUUCCAGAGGCUCUUGUCUUGCUUGAGAAAAAGCAGCACCUGCUUGGCUUCAUGUUCGAGAACACUAUACCGCUGGAUGAUGCUGUUCAAGGCUAUGCCUUGUUCGAUGAGAUGAAGGUCCAGAAGGUUAUUUUCAAGCCAUGAGACACGUAGAUUGGAUGAAAGGACGAAGCAUGUUGUUUCUGAACGGAUCAGGUGAGGAACCUGUGAUUUAAGCAAUCUGUUGACCCGAAGAAGGGCGUCUCAGAGUGGCAAGGGAAAUAGAGCUAACACGUGAAGCGUUGUUGUAUUGACCCUU